Molecule: messenger RNA, 5609 nt
Organism: Trichechus manatus latirostris (Florida manatee)
Lineage: Eukaryota; Metazoa; Chordata; Mammalia; Sirenia; Trichechidae
Gene: NFKB1
Product: nuclear factor kappa B subunit 1
Exons: 23
Coding region: 2554-5547 (997 amino acids)
Biological process (GO): regulation of DNA-templated transcription; signal transduction
Cellular component (GO): cytoplasm
Molecular function (GO): RNA polymerase II cis-regulatory region sequence-specific DNA binding; protein binding; DNA-binding transcription factor activity, RNA polymerase II-specific
Source: RefSeq, a predicted model, not a curated record
UGAGAAAAUAGUAUCAGAUUACACAAUCAUACAGUACUGUGAAUCAUGACCCAGCCAAGUUGACAGAUAUUUUUGGGGUUCACAACUCAAUCCAUGACAGUAUUUUUCUUGUAAGUUUGGGCUCUUGUGGUGUUCUAAGGAUAGGGAUUUUUCACAUGGAAUGUUAUAACUCAUGUUAGCACUGUAUGUCAAUGUAACAUUCUUUUUUUUUACUAGUAUUCUUCAUAUAACUGAAAAUUGUGCUAAUGAUUCUUUAAUGUAGAUAUACACUUAAGUAUAUAUAAAAGUUCAAGUUUCCAAAAACAAUGAUAUGACUUAGGGGAUUUUUUGUUUGAAUAAGCCAUUUAUUAGCUUACUGACACAUUCCAAGUACAACAAAUUUCUGCCUUUUUCAAAGGUCAUCCUCAUCAAAAUAUCUCAUUUUACAGGUGAGAAAACAGAAACCCUGUGAGUUUAGUUGUAUAUCCAAGAUCACAUAGCCAACAAGUGGCAGUACUCUUCUGAAUGUUUAAUAGAUUGAAGCCUCUUUGCCAUAUCAGGUUUUCACUCUUUUAGCUGCUUGUCUUAAUUGAGAUUUGUUCUAGCAGGAAGGUUCAGCUGUUUGUAUAUCUUCAAUCAGCAAUUUCUUGUUUUAGACAAAUCGUUGUUGUUAGCUGCUGUCAAGUUGGCCCUUGACUCAUGGCGACCCUAUCCACCACAGAACAAAGUGCUUCACAUUCCUGCCCCCUGCUUACAGAUGGGUAUGGAUUGGACUGUUGUGAUCUGUAGGGUUUUCACUGGUUGAUUUUUGGAAGUAGAUCUCCAGUCCUUUCUUCCUAGUCCAUCUUAGUCUGGAAGCUCCCCUGAAAUCUGUUCAACAUCGUAAUAACACACAAGCCUCCACUGAUAGAUAGGUGCAUUGGCCCUGGGAAUUGAACCCAGGUCUCCCACGUGGAAGCAAGAAUUCUACCACUGAACCACCAGUGUCCCCAGAUUUUAGCAAACAUUUUCCUGCAAAUCAGCAUGAACUUAUUGUUCUGUAGGAAUCAGAGCUUUCCUUUUCCUUUUUCUUAAAGUUGGACACCACUCUGUGGCCCACUAGGAGUCCUCACCAGGCUUUCUCCCUCUUCACAAGUCACACAGGCUCUAGCAAGAAGGAAUUUCAUUGAAAUCCCGUUCCUCUUUGGAGGCUUUUGUGUUGAUUGGAGUGGUAGGUGAUAUUCUCAUUAGUGGGAGGGCUAAACUGUUUUAACAAAGAGACCUAACAAUCCAUUGGGUUAAAGAGCAUAGAAAAGUAUUUCUUUCUCACCAGGGUGAGCUGUUUAGGUGGUCAGGGCAGCUGUGCCCCAUGGUGUCAUUCAGGGAUCUAGAGUCCUUCCAUUUAUUGAUCUGCCAUCCCCUAGGCCAUUCAUCAUCACCUAUGUGGUAGAAGCCGGGUCUUCUCCAUGUCUGAGUUUUAACCAGAAACAGAGAGAAAGAACAAAACAUGGAGGAAGAGUGUCAAGGGCUUUAAGCCCAGAGGUGGAUGUGACACACAACAGUUCUGACAUCCCAGCAAGAAUGUAGUUGAAAUGGUCAUCUGUAAUCCAAGGAAGAGUGUAGAAUAGCCCACCUGAGCAGUCGUGUUUCAGCUACAGAUCUAUUACAAAGGGAGAACAGAUUUUGGUGGACAGCUAUCAUUCUCAGCAACAGCCCCAAGUGCCUAAGAGUGAUUUAUAGACUUUAUGAAAAGGGGGGUGGGGGGGGGAGAUUAGUCUCAGGAAUUAAUAUUGCUUUCAGCAUUUUUUUAAUCUUCUAAUUUUGAUGUCAUAUACCCAAAAUUUGAUGUAAAUAUAUUUAAAGUAAAAUUAACCUAUAUUUAAAAUAAUGAGAAGUUAUUUCAUAAGCAAGUAAAUCUAAAAUAUGUGAUUAGAUACUGUCUUUAUCUAACCUUGUGAUAUUUCACCUCUGUCAGGGUCUCUGGGUAAUUGAAUAUUGCUAGGGCCUAUAAGGAAUAAAUAUAUGGCUGGGGUUAAUUAAAUCUGGGACUAUACCCUUGAUAAUAAGGGCUCUUUUUUUUAAUUGCAUUUUUAGUAUUACAGGUUUUCUAUACAGCUUUGAAAGUGGCAGGAAAUGGCCCGCCUCAGUGGAAUGCCCUAGAAGACUAGAGCAGUCCUCUCCUUGCUCUACGCAAAGUGCUAGUCUGGCCAUUCUUACAGCAGAGUGAUCCCUCCUGAGCUUCUCAACUUGAACGGCUUGUAGAAAACUUGGAGACAGUUCUAGGACUGUCCCAAAGUUUAUCAGGAAUUGAAAAUAACAUGAAGAACUAAGAUUGUAUAUCCUUGAAGUCUAGAGAGCGAUAAGAAGAAAUGGCUUCCAAAAAUGCAAGUAUGCAUGAUUUUUAUCGAGAAGACGGAGACCAGUUGUACCAAACUCCAAGAUAGUUUUGUGAGUUAGACAUGAGAGUUCUGGAUUAUAUGUAAGUGGUAAUUUUUUGAUUGUGCAGUCUCCCUGCUGUUAGGGCUAGAUACCAAAGAGGAGCUUCAACAUGUCCACGUCUUGAAGUCUUUUAAAAAUGAUACAGUUUACUCCUGCAUGAAAAUGGGAAUGGUGAUAGAAUUUUUAAGGUUAAUUCCAGUCUUACAGUUUUGUUUUGUUUUAAUAUACAGCUCCAGAAUGGCAGAAGACGAUCCAUAUUUGGUAGGGCAUGAACAAAUGUUUCACUUGGAGCAAUUGAAUCAUACGAUAUUUAAUCCAGAAUUAUUUCAACCAGAGAUGCCACUGCCAACAGCAGAUGGCCCAUACCUUCAAAUAUUAGAACAACCUAAACAGAGAGGAUUCCGUUUCCGUUAUGUAUGUGAAGGCCCAUCCCAUGGUGGCCUUCCUGGUGCAUCUAGUGAAAAGAACAAGAAGUCUUACCCUCAAGUCAAAAUCUGCAACUAUGUGGGACCUGCAAAGGUUAUUGUUCAGCUGGUCACAAAUGGAAAAAACAUCCACCUGCAUGCGCACAGCCUGGUGGGGAAGCACUGUGAGGAUGGGAUCUGCACUGUGACUGCUGGACCCAAGGACAUGGUGGUCGGCUUUGCAAACCUGGGUAUACUUCAUGUGACAAAGAAAAAAGUAUUUGAGACACUGGAAGCACGAAUGACAGAGGCAUGUAUAAGAGGCUAUAACCCUGGACUUUUAGUGCAUCCUGACCUUGCCUAUUUGCAAGCAGAAGGUGGAGGAGACAGGCAACUCACAGAUCGGGAAAAGGAGAUAAUCCGCCAGGCCGCUCUUCAUCAGACCAAAGAGAUGGACCUCAGCGUGGUGCGGCUCAUGUUUACAGCUUUUCUUCCAGACAGCACGGGCAGCUUCACAAGGCGUUUGGAGCCCGUGGUCUCAGAUGCCAUCUAUGACAGCAAAGCCCCCAAUGCGUCCAAUUUGAAAAUUGUAAGAAUGGACAGGACAGCCGGAUGUGUAACUGGAGGGGAAGAGAUUUAUCUUCUCUGUGACAAGGUUCAGAAAGAUGACAUACAGAUUCGAUUUUAUGAAGAGGAGGAAAAUGGUGGAGUCUGGGAAGGAUUUGGAGAUUUUUCACCCACAGAUGUUCAUAGGCAGUUUGCCAUUGUCUUCAAAACCCCAAAGUAUAAAGAUAUCAACAUUACAAAACCAGCCUCUGUGUUCGUCCAGCUUCGAAGGAAAUCUGAUUUGGAAACUAGUGAACCAAAACCUUUUCUCUACUACCCUGAAAUCAAAGAUAAAGAGGAAGUGCAGAGGAAACGGCAGAAGCUCAUGCCCAAUUUUUCGGAUAGUUUCGGUGGUGGUAGUGGUGCUGGAGCUGGAGGCGGAGGCAUGUUCGGUAGUGGCGGUGGAGGAGGGGGUACUGGAAGUACAGGCCCAGGGUAUGGCUUCCCCCCCUACGGAUUUCCUACAUAUGGUGGAAUCGCCUUCCAUUCUGGAACCACUAAAUCUAAUGCUGGGAUGAAGCAUGGAGACAUAGGCACCCCAUCUAAAAAAGACCAUAAAGGUUGUGAUGACAGAGAUGCUAUAAAUCUUUCUGGGAAGGUAACUGAAACCACAGAGCAAGAUAAGGAGUCCAGCAGUGAGCAUGAAGAGGUUACUCUGACGUAUACAGUAGGAGUAAAGGAAGAGAAUUGCAGGUUUCAGGAUAACCUCUUUCUAGAGAAGGCUAUGCAGCUUGCCAAGCGGCACGCUAAUGCCCUUUUUGACUACGCGGUAACAGGAGAUGUGAAGAUGCUGCUGGCUGUCCAGCGCCAUCUUACUGCAGUGCAGGAUGAGAAUGGGGACAGCGUCUUACACUUAGCGAUCAUCCACCUUCAUGCUCAGCUUGUGAGGGAUCUGCUAGAAGUCACAGCAGGUGUGAUUUCUGAUGACAUCAUCAACAUGAGAAAUGAUCUUUACCAGACGCCCCUGCACUUAGCAGUAAUCACCAGUCAAGAAGAUGUGGUGGAGGACUUGCUGAGGGCCGGGGCUGACCUGAGUCUUCUGGACCGCUUGGGUAACUCUGUUUUACACCUAGCUGCCAAAGAAGGACAUGAUAAAAUUCUCAGUAUCUUACUCAAGCACAAAAAGGCAGCACUACUUAUCAACCAGCCCAACGGGGAAGGUUUGAACGCCAUUCACAUAGCCAUGAUGAGCAACAGCAUGUCGUGUCUGCGGCUGCUGAUGGCCGCCGGCGCAGACAUAGAUGCUCAGGAGCAGAAGUCUGGGCGCACGGCACUGCACCUGGCUGUGGAGCAUGACAACAUCUCCUUGGCUGGCUGCCUGCUUCUGGAGGGUGAUGCCCAUGUGGACAGUACUACCUUUGAUGGAACUACACCCUUGCACAUAGCAGCUGGGAGAGGGUCCACCAGGCUGGCAGCUCUUCUCAAAGCAGCAGGAGCAGAUCCACUGGUGGAGAACUUUGAGCCUCUCUAUGACCUGGAUGACUCUUGGGAAAGGGAUGGAGAGGACGAAGGGGUCGUGCCUGGAACCACACCUUUAGAUAUGGCUGCCAACUGGCAGGUUUUUGACAUAUUAAAUGGGAAACCAUAUGAGUCAGAGUUAACAUCUGAUGAUUUACUGGCACAAGGAGACAUGAAACAGCUGGCUGAAGAUGCAAAGUUGCAGCUCUACAAGUUGCUAGAAAUCCCUGAUCCAGACAAAAACUGGGCCACUCUGGCACAGAAAUUAGGUCUGGGUAUACUUAAUAAUGCUUUCCGACUGAGUCCUGCUCCUUCUAAAACUCUUAUGGACAACUACGAGGUCUCUGGAGGGACAGUAAAGGAACUGGUAGAGGCCCUGAGACAGAUGGGUUACACGGAAGCAAUUGAAGUCAUCCAGACAGCCUUCUGCAGCUCAGGAACAGCAACCACCAGCUCAGUGAAGACGCCUUCUCAGGCCCACUCGCUGCCUCUCUCACCUUCCUCUACACGGCAGCAAAUAGAUGAGCUCCGAGAUAACGAAAGCAUCUGUGACAGCGGCGUGGAGACCUCCUUCCGCAAACUCAGCUUCACAGAGUCUCUGACCAGCAGCGGCUCAUUGCUAACUCUGAACAAAAUGCCCCACGAUUAUGGGCAGCACGGAUCUAUAGAAGGCAAUGUUUAACCUGCUGGUGAUUUUCAACACUGCAAAACUGAAGCCCUGAAAUUCCACCACAUUGUCCAAAA